Molecule: messenger RNA, 313 nt
Organism: Candidula unifasciata
Lineage: Eukaryota; Metazoa; Mollusca; Gastropoda; Stylommatophora; Geomitridae
Source: the annotation of a GenBank genome assembly
UGCAAAUCCCAUUUUUCUAGAGAAGAUUAUGUUGGAGUAUCAGGAAGAUGGUUUGAUUGACAAUAGAUGUGUCAAUGAGAGUACAUUUGAUGAACAAGAACUAACAAUGUCAAUCGCCACUGAGGAUUCUUACUCUAAGGCCACGGGUCAGUCGAACAAAGCAGAGAUGUAUCUUUCUGCUGUCAUAGCUGAGCAUGAACUACAGGCAAAAGGGCAGAUGACUGAAACUGGACAAGACAGAUUUGGAUCAUCAUCUGCAGAAACUAUGGAAACACCUCCUGUGUAUGUAGCUUUUAGAAAUGGAUUGAAAUAA